UGACAAGCGCCAUUUCCUUUUCAGUGUUUAAAUUAUUGAUAUCUGAAUAUGUUCUAGAAUAUUUAUGUCGUGCGACAAUGGAUUGUGCGGUACGGCAAAAACGAUUUAGAACAAAACAGUGCCUGGGCGACCACAAUGCAAAUACUCAAGAAUAUCACGUGUUAGGACACACAUAUUGCGUCAUAGACAGACUUGGUAAAGUAAAAUGGGUCGUGUCAGUCCUGUCAACCUCUAGGGCGAUCGUGUCUUCAUUGUAAGAUUGCGGGCAAUAUACCAUGGCGUUUCUAUCUCAUGUGUUGUCGGUGGUUGCGGUUAACACAAGCGCUAAUGUAGUGUUCGGAUUGGUGUGCGUGACAGUAACAGCUGUGGUGGCUGGCCUCGUAAGGUGGCACCGAUCGCCGGUCAACCCCUUCUCGGCGGACCAGGCGAGGUCGCCCGAGCCUUUGGUGACGGACCACGCUAGGAGAGACAAAGUCCUGAAACAACGCUUCACUACAAAGAAAGUGCCUGAUGACUUGGAUGCGAUCGUGGUCGGCAGCGGGAUCGGAGGGUUGUGUACAGCUGCGCUCCUUGCCAAGACGGGAAAGAAAGUCUUGGUACUGGAACAACACGACCAAGCCGGAGGAUGUUGUCACACUUACGUGGACAAGGGCUUUGAGUUUGAUGUUGGUAUCCACUACACGGGUAAACAGAACUGUGUGCGGACAUGGCAGAAGGUCCUGAAGGGUGGGACAGUGAACCAGGCUCUGGUACAGCAGAUUACUGAGGGACAGCUACAGUGGGCCGAGCUGGACAAGAGUUUCGAUAUCGUCAUGAUCCAACAUGGCGAGAAGCGACUAGAAGUGCCUAUCAAAUCCAGCAGGGAGGAACACAAGAAAACCCUACUGGAACACUUCCCAAAUGAAGGAAAGGCCAUCGACGAGUUCUUCAGAAUAUGUGAUGUGCACACUGGGACUCUGGACGGCUUCAUCUUCAUGAAGAUCCUUCCACUGUGGCUGGUCAAGCUUCUGAUCGGGACAGGACUGGUCAACAGGCUGACCAGCUUCUUCAGUGUCAUGUCACAAAGCACCAGGGACGUGCUGGACAGCAUCACCGACAACCAGGACCUGAAGGCAGUACUGUCCUACAACUACGGAGACUUUGGCUCUCCACCGAAGGACUCAGGUUUCCUGAUGCAGGGUAUGACAGUGCUGCACUUCCAUGAGGGAGCGUACUACCCGAAGGGCGGGGCCAGCGAGAUAGCCUUCCACAUUAUCCCCGUCAUCGAGAGGGCCGGGGGGGCCGUGCUCGUCGCUGCACCUGUCACUCAAAUUUUGAUUGACAGCGAUGGAAAGGCUUGUGGUGUUCGUGUGCACAAGAGCAGCGGAGAUGUGGACAUUCACGCGCCGGUUGUCGUCUCGGCGGCGGGGGUCUGUAACACGUACCAGAAGCUCGUUCCUCAACCUGUGGUCAGCUCACACGGUUUAGAUGACAUGUUCCACCACGUGAGUCCGGGCCUGGGAGCCUUCAGUGUGUUUGUUGGGCUAACUGGAACCUCACAGGAGCUGGGCUUGAAGGCUCACAAUGCUUGGAUGUUUCCAGGAAAUGACCAUGACAAGUUGAUAGAAGACUACUCCAGACUGACGGUACAGGAGGCUUGUGAGGAGGGAACCAAAACUCCUGUUCUCUUUGUCUCCUUCCCAUCUGCAAAGGACCCCACAUGGAACGCACGCUAUCCUGGAAAGUCGACUUGUAUCAUCAUCUCCUUCACGCCUUACGAGUGGUUUUCUGAGUGGCAGGAAGGGAGAGUGAAGCACCGUGGCGAGGAGUACGAAAGCAUCAAGAACAGACUCGCCCAGAAGAUGUGGAGACAGGUCUGCCAACAGUACCCUCAGCUGCAGGGCAAGGUUGAGUACAUGGACGUGGGCACCCCCCUGUCCAACAACUACUACCUGGGUUCCACACGUGGGGAGAUUUACGGACUCGAUCACACCAGGGAACGCUUCUCUCUGGACAUCCUCACCAAACUCCGGCCUGAUACCCCCAUUCCUGGACUCUAUCUCACAGGACAGGACAUAGUGACAGCUGGCUUCGCUGGUGCGCUGGUGUCGGGGCUGCUGACAGCAGGUGCUGUGUUAAACAGGCAUCUGAUCCUGGACCUCAUCAUUCUGGAGGCUAAAGCCAUGUUCAACAGCAACAACAACAACAAGAAGCUGGAUUAAACAGAGCUAUCUCCAGGAAUUGUCCCUUUUUGCCAGAAAUUUGCUUGAUGGGACAAACAAAAUUUUCACAUCCACCCCAGAAAUUUGAACUUAAUGACUGGAAAUCAAUGAAAAUGCAUUUUUCCUAAAAUUUUGUCACGGAAAUAAUAACAUAGGCUCCCAAAAUACAGGGAGACACAGAAUUUUAAAGCUGGAGACAGCCCUGAGCUGUAGUACCACCUCAUUCUGAUAGGUGGCGUUAGGGACACAUGAGAACAUCCCAGCAGCCUGGAAUCCAUGCUACUCUAGGUCCGGUUCGUUCAACGAUCGCAAGAAAAGUCUGGCCCCCCUAAUGCCCAUUCUAGAUGUAUGAUCCUUACAUCCUAAAUUAUCUCGGGGAGCAAAUAUUUCUCAGAGUGUAACUUCCAAAUUCUUGUUUUAAUCCUUGUAAUAUGCCAUUAUAUGAGGACCGUAUGAAUUGCAGCCAAUCAGAAGUCUCGCCUGUAUUGUAGGCUAAUAUUCAAAUGCCAAUUGUUUUUCUAUUAACAGAUGGCAUAUUAUACUACAGAGAAGCAAUAAGAGGAGCGAACGAAGCUAGGAUAUUACAGGGUAUUACCACAAAAAACUUGUACAUUGUAUACACGAAGAAAGUUGGAAACAGCAAUGCACUGCAAUGCAAAACUGUGUAAUAGUAAAUGUGUGUGACAUUAUAAGUAACAUGUGUAUGAAUACUGUAGAUUCAUUUAUUUUUGUGGGGAUUUAAUUCCAAGUACAUAGAACGGAAUUUUUUGCUGUUUUGUUUGAGGUGCAUUUGGUAGCAAAAGAAUACUGUCGCGAUUUUGUGCUAGAACACUGUAAUAAUUGAAAAGAAAGCCACCACAAAAAAGGCAAGAUCUACAGUAGUAAAUGGAAAUGAUGCACUUUUUUUUAGUUCAAUAGCAAUUUCUUUCCCAUUUUCCAAUUGUUGUGCCAAAUGCCUAAGUGCAGUUUUUUUCUGAUGCCAAAAGAAAAAUGUACUUUCCUGCAGGGCAUUUUUGCACAAUUAAGUGUGCAUAUUAAAGUAAAAAAAAGAAUUUCUGAUGAAAAUUGAUGUGUAGAUGUCGUCCAUACACUACUUAACAGUUACUGUGUCCAUUAUACUGCAAUUUCACCUCACAAUAAAAUCAGUUCUUUCAU
Branchiostoma floridae (Florida lancelet) is the source of this 3356-nucleotide messenger RNA. Its product is annotated as all-trans-retinol 13,14-reductase-like. The record is from RefSeq and is a predicted model, not a curated record. The coding region runs from base 276 to 2201 and encodes 641 amino acids. Gene Ontology annotation, molecular function: oxidoreductase activity. The transcript is spliced from 12 exons. NCBI's taxonomy places the organism in Eukaryota, Metazoa, Chordata, Leptocardii, Amphioxiformes, Branchiostomatidae.